AUGGGAGCUUCACUUUCUUCAGUGUUGUCCCUCAUCUGCACAGUGCCUAGUCCACUUAUGUGGCGUUGUCUGUUGGAGUUGAGACGGGUUGAACUGGAACGUCUUGAAGACUUCAACAACUGUACCUUCCAGCGCAAAGAAGCUCGCGCCAGACUGGAAAUUCUUGAAGAUUUCAGCAAACACAUCAUCCUGCCGAUGCUUAGAGUUCGUGGCGCACAUACCCCAGCUGAUUCGUCAUCCGCCAGUCCGUCUGAUAUCUCAUUGGCCGUCAGACAGAGUUUGUUGUUGUCCGCCAUCACGGGAGGUUUACGAGGUGGGAGUGGUGCGGGGCAUGAGGACGGUGAAAUCGGCGGCACCACGGCAUUGGACGCCUUCAUGUACUCGGACACAGCGUCGUCCGAGGUAAUCCACGCCGUCGGUGAUGGCGAGACGCUGAUUCUACGCAAGCAAAACCCCUCCGCCAUCAUUCUCACCGUCGAGGCGCUGAUGCUGGCUCGAGACGGUGGAAUUCUUGACUGGGACGACCAAGUUUCCGACGUCCUUGACGACAGAGAACUGCUCCUCGCGAAAUUUAAAUGGGACUUUCCAGCCUCCAAGUUGACCAACUGCCAGACCUCCGAGCCUUCCACGCUUCGACGCAUCUCCAAGUCGGCACCGAUUGUGGUUCCCUUCAACGGAGACCUGGACGACUCCGGAGAGGCAUCAUCGGCUCCUUCAACGAUGCCUACGAACCCUGCAGACUCCUGGACGCCCAGUUCCUCAGUGGUCAGUCUGAACCCGCCUCUUCGAACCAACGCGCCUGCACCUCCGACCUACGUGCAACGAACACCCUCACCAACUUCCUUAGACUUUGCCAUGGUGGUGAAUAACCCACAGGCACUACACCUGUCACCAACCGAUCACCCCCCCGCACGUGUGUGGCUCUUUACGAUGGCAAUUUUGGGUGUUGCCGUGUGUCGAUUUCUCUCCGAGAUAUCUAUGCGUCACCCGAAAAUCCAGAUUAUUACCGUGCUCAAGGAGAGAGACGACUUAUGCGGUUUCCAGGAGUCAGCUGAAAUGGGACAUCAAAUCUCCACACAACCCAAACAUCAUCCAUCCCGAUGGACUCAGUGUGAAAGAGAGAACAGUCCAGCUCAAGUCACCAACGCGAGGGCAACGGUUGCCAAUAGUAACCUUGUGCGGCGACCUGCGCCUCCACCUCCGCCGCCGCCUCCACCCCCACCGCCGCCACCUGUGAACACUGCUCAAAAAACACCCGAUCCUGCGAUAGCCACGACCACGACCACCACCACCUCCACGUCAGCCACAGAGUCGUCCACUGCACUGCCUUCUACAGCAUCGUUAACGAUGAAUUUGUCAAACGGUGACGAUCCUGCACAAGUUCUCGUCCGACCAUCGCCGGCUGCAAUCCCCGCUGCACUGUCCUCGUUUACCCAAACUCCGGCAGUUCCGCCUUGUACAGACUCCACAACCUUCAAUCCCGACGAGUCGAGCCCUCUGCAACGAUUUCGAGCCUCAGUUGCAUCACUCCCCUCCACUUCCAUGCUGGACGAUGCCACCAGAUACGCGCCACUUUCGAGGAUUCCAGAAGAAGAAGGCUACGACAGUCAGAGCACUUCCAACGACGCCGACACUGUCGACCGGCACGGCGCAGUGGACUGCUGCAACCGGCGAUCCCCAGUCUACGACGACACCUCGCAGGCCUCCACCGUGAUCCAACCGCUUCAGGCGCCGUGCGCACCACCGCCUCACUCGUCGCCGUCGUCGUCAGCCGCCAGCACCACCUUUCCACUCUCCUCCUCCCAGCCAACUCCCUCUUCGCUGCGAUCGUCACCGAUCAUUUCGACGGACUUCGAAGAGGAAGCCGACGAUCGACCUCAAGGCCUUGUUUCAAUUCCAGAUCCAACUAAGCACUUGUUCGGACCCACAGGAAUGGGGAUUGGUCAACGAUCCAGCGACAGGCAAGUACCAAAGAAGGAGGUGACGACGAAGCGACAGCGGUUUCCUGCCAAGGAGAAGUUUUUCCACGACGCCAACGGUGGCGGUGCCCGAGGUCGUGUCAAGGACGACAGCAGCACGCCGUCUAGUGAGGCAAGCAAUGGCCGGUGCGGGACGGCGAGCACCAAGGACCCACAAACCAUCAACAGUUCCACUCCUGUGCCUUCGACCGACCAAGGUUUGGUGUCUUCGGAUCCGCCGACCGCCAGACGCGAAGCCUCCAUCUGGUUCCUGCGUGAUCCACCCAAUGAGAAUGCUGCGCAUCGUCCAGCCGCGGGUUUCACGCCUGCGGCGUCCAGCGUCGUCUUGGCGGAGACCCCUGGUGCCUUCACGGACCUCCGAAAACCUCGGCCACCUCCUCCUCCCGUAACCAUGGCAACCGCGUCUGCUGCUUCUAAUCCCGUGGUUGGCAUCGCUCAUCCGGCACCACCGCCACCUCCCAAGCGAUCCCCUCAAACGGUCCUUACUGGCAAACCCGAUGACAGCAAACCGGCACCAAAGCCUGCUCCCCCUCCACCUGUAACCCGACCACCGACGAAGGAGGCGUCCGUAGUUUCGCCAGUUCCACGCAACACGACGCUCGCCAAUGACCACGACGACGACGAUCAAGAGGCCUCAAUUCAUCACAUGACCGACCUCCUCACGCGGAAACACGCCUCGGACAGUGUGCGUGAGUACCUCCUCUCGGCGGCCGUGGAGAUGGAACACGAGCGCGAGCGACGCCUUCAGGCCGCCGCCGUGAACGUGGUGGCAUUUCGGAGGCGCGUUCCUGCGGUUCAAGGGCACCCCCUGUUCGAAGUUUGCGGGCCUGGAAGUAGGCCGGUGCAGACCGCCACCUCUCCACCUGGACCUGACAGACCGACCUCUGCGAUCCUCUCGAAGGUCCUACCUGCUGAGGAGGAGAUAUCGAUUAGGCUUGUCAAAGCUGCUGCUGGUUUGGGCUUCAGUCUGACAACCAGGGAGGUGUUUUUAGGCGCCUAUCAAACUCACACCUCACCGCUGAAGCAGCAGCAGCAGACGUCUGGCACCAAGCCAAAAGCCGUCCACCUCACGCCAAUCUACGGCCGAGCUGUCUGUGUCAAGAGCAUCAUCCCGGGUGGCGUCGCUCUGAAAGAUGGCUCCCUUCGUGUUGGCGAUCGACUUUUAAAGGUUGACAGAAAGGACGUAUCGACGAAAUCGCAAGCGCAGAUUGUCGCCCUGCUGCGAGUGAAGCCCGUCGGGUCAGAGGUCGAGUUGGUGGUUCGACGACCGCGGUGGGUGACCGCGGCGGUCAAGAAUGAACCAUCGUUCGAGCCAGCCUAUCGGACGGUCGGACUAACUUCGAACCCUGGCGGUGGAUGUGCGUGCAUGUCGCCUCACUGCUCUGCGGCCGCCAGCGAAUACGGCGUGCUCAAACCACCGAUGACCAACCGAAUGGGUAGCCUUGACGACUCGCAUCUGGGAACCAAUACAGAGCGGUUUGAACGUUGUGUCUACCUCAAGCUGGACAUUCCUCUCCUACCAGUGGAACAACCUCAGCCGCUGCCUUUGCCAGAUGGCGGCGGGGGCGGCGGCUGCGGUGACCUUGAGGCAUCAGCUGCCACGACGAUCCGCAACCGCCUCGCCACGAUGCGACUGGGAGUGAGUGUCCGCGAGGACUUCCCUGACUGGUGCCCCAACACCCUCACAACCAGCGGCAUUUUCGUCAAGGGCAUUAUUGAGGGAGGCGCCGCGCAUGCAGACGGCCGCUUACGAGUUGGAGAUGAGAUCUUGGAGGUGAAUGGCUUCUCCCUAGUGAACGUUCCCAAUCCCCUCACCCUGCUCAGGGCGGUGCUCAAGCAGAUCUCCUCCUGCACCAGUAGAACUCCCCCAAUAAACUGUGUCAGCGAUGUCUCAACUUCAACGCCGAACGCCGGAUAUCCCAUCGUUCGCCUGCUCAUUGCCCGGCGCAUUCGACAUCGACGAUCUGCGUCCGGACACACAGUAAGCACUGGUGUCGUCAUCACCGGCGAGCCUGUUGCCGUUCGUCGAAUUUUCGCAGCCAUAGACCGUAUUGGCUAUCUGGUGGGGGCUGGUGCCCUCCCCAAGCAGUCUGGAAGGGCGAUAGAAGCCUUUCCAGGAAGCUUCACGCGCUGUUCUUGUGAUGCUGCUGCUGCUGCUGCCUUGUGCCCCGUAGACGACCCCUGUCUUCACGUGCUUUUGGCUGAAAUCAAUACAGGGAUUUGCUUCCUAAUGCUAGUGCGCUGUUUCAUGUGUGCCAAGUUGAAGCACGCGGAAUGUAUCGGUUCCAUCGCUGGAAUUGACUCCUCCUCCUCCUCCAUGGAAGCACCACACCUGGACAUCCCAGACCAGCACCCGACGCUGCUACUUCAGCGUUGCCUGGACCUCCAACACCAUCUUCAGUGUGCGUCCGAAGGCACCAACAGCAGUUCAUCAGAGGCGCAGAGCUACUCGCUCCGGAUCUCGGCGGACGUCCACACAACCACCACCGUCACCGCUGCCGUCGAUGUCACUGACGACCUCCUGCCAGCACCGCCGCUGACAAGCGCUUCUAGUCCUGGAACGAUGCGCAAGAAACGAGUUGCCCCAACCCCUCUUCCUCCCAACGCACCCCCUCCCUCCACCUCUCAGUCUUCAUUCCCAGUAAAGCAGAAUGCGUCUGAGCUGAAAAAGGCCUCGGAGGGCAAGCUGUGA
This is a messenger RNA of Mesocestoides corti, 4671 nucleotides long. Lineage: Eukaryota; Metazoa; Platyhelminthes; Cestoda; Cyclophyllidea; Mesocestoididae. The record is from the annotation of a GenBank genome assembly.